Messenger RNA from Seminavis robusta, 489 nucleotides. The record is from the annotation of a GenBank genome assembly. NCBI's taxonomy places the organism in Eukaryota, Bacillariophyta, Bacillariophyceae, Naviculales, Naviculaceae.
AUGAAGAAGCCCCAUAGCAUCCUCAAGAUCCAGACCCAAGCAGAAUCUCUUUACUCAUCUGCAGUCCAAGAUGAGAAACCUCCCACCUCCAAGUGCCAGUGCAAUGUUUCCUUUGACAUCACAGAGAUUCGUGUGUACCCUCAAAUGUUAGACACAAGUUGUGAAGGCGCCGCUCUGACAAUUGGCUGGGAGCCUGUCUCCACAGAAGUAACAACGGUGCAAGAGUAUUACUUGGAACACUCUUCCAACCUGCGAUCGAGUGAUGGAAAGCUACGUGCCAUGAAGCCUGAACACCGCAUCAGUAUUCUCAUCAAUGCUGGUUAUAGCAGGGAUGAGUUGUAUCACCACAUGGUCUCUUUCUCACUCAUGGAAGAAGAAGCAAAGCUUCAGUCAAAGACAAUAUAUAGCAAGCUUAGAAAGGCUGCUCUGAAAUUCACUGGUGUCGGCGUUGCCCAGAAACUCAGCACAGGUGUCAACGCUGCCGCCUAA